AUGAGUGUUUACUAUAAGACCAUCACCCUGGAGCCUACCCCAUCGGUUGAACCGACCACCACUAUCCAAGCUACAUCCACCGUCACGGAGACUGUCACAGCCAUCCCUGAAUCAACUCUGACCUCUGUCUCGGUGCCGAUGGAAACGCCCACGACUGGUGCGAAUGUUGCUCCCACGGAGUCCCCCGUUGAUGCCAUUGAAACGAGCGUGUCGGUUGGACUCCCACCCUCAUCGUCAACCUCGACUUCAGCCACUGUUCAUCAAAAGGUCAUCGUUCCCGCGGAGUCAACCACAACUGUCGCCCCCCAGCCCACAACCGCUGCUGUUGUCGUCUCCACGAGCCAAGCGCAGCAGCCUACGACCACAGCAGCAGCUCCGAGCGCCUCUACCUCGGCAUCUUCGUCCAGCUCCAGUACGUCCAAGAGCGAAACGUACUCCGGCGAAGCAACCUUUUACGGCGGCAACGUCUCCGGCGGAACUUGCUCGUUCACGGGCUACACUCUCCCCUCGGGCCUCUUCGGCACCGCCUACUCCGGCGCGCAAUGGAACGACGCGGCCCAGUGCGGUGCCUGUGUCCAGGUAACGGGCCCGAGCGGAAACUCCAUCAAAGCCAUGAUCGUCGACCAAUGCCCCGAGUGCGAAGCAACCCAUCUCGACCUCUUCCAGAACGGCUUUAGCGAGCUCGCCGCUCUCUCCGAGGGCAUCAUCAGCAUUGACUGGUCCUUCGUCUCGUGCGACAUCGACACGCCCCUCGUCCUGAAGAACAAGGAGGGAACCUCGGCGUACUGGUUCUCCAUGCAGGUCGUCAACUCCAAUGAGCCUGUCACCGCCCUCGAGGUCAGCACCGACGGGGGAAGUACCUGGCAUGCUACUACCCGCUCGUUCUACAACUACUUUGAGAACGAUAGUGGGUUCGGUACUGACACUGUCGAUGUGAGGAUCACGGGCCAGUCGGGUAAGACGGUGCGCGUGAACAAUGUGGGUUGUUCGUCUGGAUCGUCGACUACCGCUUCCACGAACUUUUAA
Molecule: messenger RNA, 1026 nt
Organism: Aspergillus terreus NIH2624
Lineage: Eukaryota; Fungi; Ascomycota; Eurotiomycetes; Eurotiales; Aspergillaceae
Product: putative extracellular cellulase CelA/allergen Asp F7-like
Exons: 2
Coding region: 1-1026 (341 amino acids)
Source: RefSeq, a predicted model, not a curated record